Molecule: messenger RNA, 2394 nt
Organism: Benincasa hispida (wax gourd)
Lineage: Eukaryota; Viridiplantae; Streptophyta; Magnoliopsida; Cucurbitales; Cucurbitaceae
Source: RefSeq, a predicted model, not a curated record
AUUCAGAGCAUGAAUUUUCCGAUACAGAAAAUGACGUUUUUCUCCCUCCAUACACUCACACUCCACCGCUGCACCAUGGCUAUCAACCGACUUCACAUCCACCUCCACUUCACGGCAGUUCUCCUCCUUCUCUACUACCGGACCACCGCCCUCCACCGCCGCAACCACCACCUCCUCUGGUCUCUCCUCACCCUCGCUGAACUCUUGUUCGCCUUCGUCUGGCUCCUAGCCCAGUCCUUCCGAUGGCGGCCGGUGUCCCGCUCGGUCUCGCCAGAGAAUCUUCCCGGCGAGGCGGAGCUUCCGGGGGUGGACGUGUUCAUCUGCACGGCGGAUCCGGCGAAAGAGCCGACGGUGGAGGUGAUGAACACAGUGUUGUCGUGUCUAGCUCUGGAUUACCCGGCGGAGAAGCUGGCGGUGUAUCUAUCGGACGACGGUGGGUCUCCGGCGACGUAUUUCGGAGUAAAAGAAGCGGGAUGGUUCGCAAAGACAUGGGUUCCGUUCUGUAGUGAAUACGGAAUUAAUUCAAUAUGUCCAGAAGUUUAUUUCUCUUCGUUGGCGGACGAAGACAGGAUUUUUCGAGAUCCGAAAUUCGUAGCUCAGGAAAAAGAAAUUAAGAAAACAUAUGAAGCAAUGAAGAAGGAUUUGGAAAGAUAUGGAAUGGAGAAAGAUAAGAGUGACGUCGUUAAGGAUCGUUCUGCUAGUGUGAAGAUCAUUCUCGACGGAAAAAACGACGGAAAAGGAGGAUGCCGGCUGCCGUUGCGCGUCUAUGUCUCUCGAGAGCGAAGACCGUCGGUUCCUCACCGGUACAAAGCCGGCAACAUCAACAGCCUCGUUCGGGUCUCCGGAUUGAUCAGCAAUAACCCUUAUCUUUUGGUCUUAGACUGUGAUAUGCACUGCAAUGACCCAACAUCAGUUAAGCAAGCAAUGUGCUUCUAUCUCGAUUCUCCCUUUUCCAAAUCUCUGGGAUAUGUCCAGUUCCCCCAAAUUUUCUACAAUCUCAGUAAGAAUGAUAUCUAUGACAACCAAGCUAGACCUGCUUUCAAGACUAAGUGGAUUGGAAUGAAUGGGCUAAGAGGGCCAGUGAUGUCUGGAACUGGAUAUUUCUUGAGGAGGAAAGCGUUAUUUGGGAGUCCUAAUCAGGAAGAGAGGUUCUAUGUGGAGCCACAUAAAGUUUUUGGUCAAUCUCAGAAGUUUAUUGACUCAAUGAAGAUGGACAAGGAAUAUCCAAUGGAUGCGAUGUUGAAUGAAGCUGUAACUUUGGCCUCAUGUUCUUAUGAGGAAAACACUGAAUGGGGCAAAAAGAUUGGGUUCUCAUAUGACUGUUUGCUGGAGAGCACCUUCACUGGGUAUCUGCUGCAAUGUAAAGGAUGGACUUCUGCUUAUCUAUACCCGAAGCGACCGUGCUUCCUUGGUUCCAGCCCUGUCGACAUGAAAGAUGCCAUAAUUCAAAUGCUAAAAUGGAGCUCUGAGUUAUUCCAAGUUGGUUUCUCUAAGUAUAGUCCUCUCAUAUACGGCAUCUCGAGAAUGUCCAUUCUCCAAAGCAUGUCCUACGCCUAUUUUGCAUUCUCUUCUUUGCUUUCAGUUGCUUUUGUCUUGUAUGGGGUAAUUCCUCAGUGGGGCUUCUUGAAAGGCAUCCCCUUGUACCCAAAGACUGUUUCGAAUUUGCAGCUUUCAGAUCCAUGGUUUGCUGUGUUUGUUGCCAUAUUCAUUUCUUCCAUUGUCCAACACCUGAUUGAGGUGUUCUCAAGCGGUGGAAACUUGAAGACAUGGUGGAACGAGCUGAGAAUCUGGAUGGUGAAGUCAGUUUCUGCUUGCUUGUUCGGGGUAGUAGAUGCCAUAAUGAAGAUAACAGGACUGAAGAAGAUGGAGUUGAACCUAACAAACAAGGCAAUAGACAAAGAGAAGCUCAAAAAAUACGAGAAGGGUAUGUUUGAUUUGCAAGGAGCUACAAUACUAAUGGCUCCUCUGUUUGUCAUAGCUCUAUGGAAUAUGAUUUGCUUUGUUGGUGGGAUGAGGAAGGUGGUGAAGAACAGGAAUUUUGAGGAGAUGUUUGGGCAGAUGUUUCUGCUAUCCUUUGCUUUGGUUCUGCAUUACCCUGUUCUUGUAGGGGUAAUGAAAAGGAAAGGAAAAUCUCACCACUGAGCACUCUUGCACCAUCUCUUCAAGUCUUUCUAUGAGACUGUGCUAAUAGAGAGAGAUAUUAUAUAUUGGUAAUAUUAGUAAUGGUAUGGUGUAGUUAGCUAGGGAGUCUUUUAUAAAUAGAGACUUAGGGUGUAGGAAAUGGAGUGAUAUUUUGAGUGAGUCAGCCCCAUAGCUAGGGAGCUGGGGAAUGAAAUAGCAAAUGUUUCGAAUUUCAAUAUAUUUAGUGAUAUAUAAUCUCUGUUGGUGUGUUAA